AUGAGCGCGCGCCGUAAAAGUAUCGUUUCGCAUGGACUGAAUCAUACGCGUGCGUCCGUUGUCUCGCUCUAUUCAGCGCUUGAUCCACACGAUGAUGAACAUCAUCAUGGCAAUCAUCGUCAUCGAUGGUUUUCAACUUCAAGUAUUCACAAGAUUGAUGUCUAUCACGUUCUGGAAAGACAAGAAGGUACGAAAACAUUGGCUUAUCAUUUAUUUGUUUUCGUGUUAACACUGAUUUCGCUUGUAUUCGGUUCGAUAUCCACCAUUCAAGAAUGGCGACUUACAUUAGAUACCCCAUUGUAUUACGGUGAAUUAUUCUUAUGUGUCUUUUUCACUCUUGAAUUGUUAUUACGUAUCUGGUCAGCUGGAUGUCUUUCGCAAUAUCGAACAUGGUUCGGUCGAUUGAAAUUUAUUAGUCGACCAGUGAUUGUUCUGGAUAUUCUAACACUAUUUGGAUUUGCAUUAGCAUUAGGAUCAGGAAUGCGAACAAAAGAACUUCCAGCGUUGACAUUGACAUUUCUUCCACCAUUACAAAUGAUUCGAUUUCUACGUAUUGAUCGACAACUAUCAUCGUGGAAGAUUUUAAAAGGUAUUAUUGUUACUCAUCGACAAGAGCUCACAGUUACAUUAGUUAUUGCGUUCAUGUUUCUUAUCUCGGGCUCCUAUUUGGUUUAUAUUGCUGAAACACCGAUCGAUCCGAGUUUGAACAAAGGACCGUUUCGAUCUGUUGCAGAUACCAUGUGGUUUUCGAUUAUUUCGAUGACAACGAUUGGCUUUGGUGAUCUCUAUCCAACAACUUAUGUCGCUAAGAUGUUCACCACCACAAUUUGUUUUCUCGGUGUUGCAUUUUGGUGUUUACCGACAGGUAUUAUCGGUAGUGGUUUGGCUAUCAAAGUUCAAGAACAAAAGCGUGAUGAGGCACUUAGUCGUCUCGUGCCAGCUGCUGCCAGUGUCAUACGAAAUUGGUGGCGUUUACAGUGUACGUAUCAUGGCGAUCGCUUUGUUUCCACAUGGAGAAUUCAUACACUGAUACAACGUCGUGUUUCACCAGCUAAAGAAAAGCCUGAAUCAGCACCCGUCACUAGUUCUGUCACAGGUAAAGUGAAUCCAGCUCGAUUUAUGUUUACACAUUCCACUAUUCCAACAACGAAAAUAAAUUCGAUUCGACGUAAGUCAAUUAUGACGAUAGAGGACUUACCGAAACGUUAUGUAACCGCCAUAAAAAUCAUCCGGAUACUGAGAUAUUCUGUUGCUUGUAAGAAAUUUCAACAAGCCAAACGUCCAAUUGAUAUAAAAGACGUCGUGAAAGAAAAUACUCAAAUGAACAAUCGUCUUACAAGUAUGCUGAACGAUGUCCAACGGCGAUUGGAUUUAGCAUUAGGAACGAGUAAACCAGCAUCGUAUCUAUCCGAUGAGCAAAAAAGACAAUUGAGCCUUAGUGCUCGCAUUGAAAAAGUUGAAGAAAUCGCAAAUCAAUUCGAACUAAAACUAAAUUAUUUAGAACAACUUGCAUUAACAUUAACCGAAAAUGCAUGA
Messenger RNA from Adineta ricciae, 1536 nucleotides. The record is from the annotation of a GenBank genome assembly. Lineage: Eukaryota; Metazoa; Rotifera; Eurotatoria; Adinetida; Adinetidae.